Molecule: messenger RNA, 447 nt
Organism: Morchella importuna
Lineage: Eukaryota; Fungi; Ascomycota; Pezizomycetes; Pezizales; Morchellaceae
Exons: 2
Coding region: 1-447 (148 amino acids)
Source: RefSeq, a predicted model, not a curated record
AUGCUCUCACGGCACGACGAAUGCUCUCACGGCACGGCGAAUGCUCUCACGGCACCGCGAAUGCUCUCACAGCACCGCGAAUACUCCCGCGAAUGCUCCCGCGAACGCUCCCGCGAACGCUCCCGCGAAUGCUCCGCGAAUGCUCCCGCGAACGCUCCCGCGAACGCUCCCGCGAGGGCUUCCGCGAGUACUCCCAGAGCACUCACCAGUGCUCACAGAGCUGAGGCAUUCGUCAUACCCACUCAAGGAAGGCCGCACCAGUCCCUCAAAAGAUAUCUAACGUGGGUAUCCUCAACGCCGCUGUACGGUCAGUCGCGGGAUACUGAUACGAGCACUGUCCUGUAUACUGGUGACGACUACCCAACCUUUGACGGACGUGUAUGUUUCUGUCGAUUCGUGAAAGGCAUAAUUAGCCUUGAGGUUGAGGCCAUGGUACGGCUCGUCUGA